AUGGAAGUAAAUGCCCUCCUCAAGUUCGCCAAGGAACAAGCUGAUGUGACCUUGAAGUAUGAACCUUUUGAGUCUGUCAGCAACCACUCCGACCUCUCAAAGAUCCGCCUGGUGGUGAUGUUUGACGCAUCUCAUGCAGCUCUACACUCUCAAGGAGGACACCUGGCUAUCCUGGUCCCUGAAGAGGAAGAACCGAGCUAUGAGGAUGAGAAUGUCUUGCAGGAUGAAGCCGCCGACACUGGACCUACAUCAUGGCCGAGUUCCAAGCCCUUGAGAACCCCAACGGCAAUGAUGAUCUACUUCACACAGAUCAAGGCUGUUACGGCAGAGCCCACAGGUGACUUCACGCAGUUGAAGCCAGAUGGUCUUUGUUUGGCUGGCGAUGAGCCUGCUGAGGAAUGGUCCAUUUUGACCUACAUGUUCCUCUUCAUCCUCUUCAUCACCCUCAUUGUCAAGUUGAGGGUGGCUCAAGCUCGAAAUGAGCGACACUUUGACAGCGCGUUGGAUGACCAAUGCCUGUUCUUCGAUCGCCGCAUCUCCCAGCUGGAAAACGAUUUGGUGAAAGCUGCUGAGGCCAAUGCGGAAACCCACAGGCAUCACAACGAGAUGAUGGAGCAAUGGCGCCUAGAACAGCAAGAAGCCGAAGAAAUCGACCAGUCCUUUCGACAACGUCAGGCUUUGCCGUCGCGCUGCUACCGGGAACUCCUGGACCAUUUUGAUGAAGAUUGCCCUCUCACCACGGGCACCCAUGUGACGCCCUUCGGUCACACCUUCCACGUCCGAGCUGAUUGCCACGGCCUGAAGCAGGCUCACAGAGUUGAUCGACGUCCUUGUUGCGCUUUUUGCAACCCUACUCCUCAGACUCCUCACCGAGUCAAUGGCUUGAGCGGCACCACACUCCAGGAAGACAUGAUGUCCUGGAGGCGCGACUAUGGCAACCUGCCAUACGAGGAGUGGAUGAUCGACUGA
Durusdinium trenchii is the source of this 969-nucleotide messenger RNA. NCBI's taxonomy places the organism in Eukaryota, Dinophyceae, Suessiales, Symbiodiniaceae. The record is from the annotation of a GenBank genome assembly.